Messenger RNA from Colletotrichum acutatum, 2367 nucleotides. Its product is annotated as retinal pigment epithelial membrane protein. Lineage: Eukaryota; Fungi; Ascomycota; Sordariomycetes; Glomerellales; Glomerellaceae. Gene Ontology annotation, molecular function: carotenoid dioxygenase activity. The transcript is spliced from 2 exons. Gene Ontology annotation, biological process: carotene catabolic process. The coding region runs from base 231 to 2090 and encodes 619 amino acids. The record is from RefSeq and is a predicted model, not a curated record.
UCGGGCCAGGUGAUACAACCCACCUUCAACCGUGCCUUGAAUUCUGAAGUGCAAUCAGCCGUCCCUGAACUCUAGCCAGCUUCACAAAAGAUAAUUCAGACCUUCUGCCUGAGUCUUUUGGCCGAUGUUGGCAGGUUGAUUUUUGCCAUUCAUCGCAGAAGUUGAGCCUACAUGUUGACAGACAACAUCGAACGUACCUUGGCCAGGCAACGUCUGCCCUACGCGCGAAGAUGACAGAUGAACGUCGGGGAGACGAGAAUACUCGUCAUCCUUACCUGUCAGGGAACUUUGCGCCGAUUCAAUCGUGUCUCCCCUUGACUCCCUGCAGCCAUGAGGGCACGAUCCCUUCUGAUCUAGCAGGAGGCCAGUAUGUUCGCAAUGGCGGCAACCCGGUGACAAAUGAUGAUGCGAGCCGAGCGGCGCACUGGUUCGAUGGCGAUGGCAUGCUGAGUGGUGUUCUAUUCCGCCGGGCAGGGGAGAAGAACACUUUGAUCCAGCCGGAAUUCGUCAAUCAAUACCUGUUGACCGACGUCUACUGCCACGCAAAAACCAACAAAUACCUGCGCCGACCAGUAGUUCCGAGCAUCGCAACGCUGGUGAAUCCGGCAGUGAGCAUGGUUCGCAUCAUUCUCGAGGUUUUCCGAACCGUGUUUCUGGUAUUCCUCUCGCGACUCCCAGGCUUUGGUCGUCCUAUCAAGAAGAUUAGCGUCGCCAACACCAGUGUCCUAUUUCACAACGGGAGAGCGUUGGCAACGUGCGAAAGCGGCCCCCCGCUCAGAUUCGCAUUGCCAAGCUUGGAGACUAUUGGUUGGUUCAACGGAAGAACAGCAGAAAACGAACCGCGACAAAGCACCGAGAGUGGCUUUGGGGGUACAGGUGUCGUAUCCUUCAUGAGGGAAUGGACAACUGCUCACCCCCGAGUUGAUCCGGUGACAAAAGAGCUCAUUACGUUCCACGCUACGUUUGUCCAGCCGUUUGUGCGUUAUUCCGUGGUGCCAGCAACAUCAAAGUCCGGGACCGGCCGCUCUCCGGUGUUCGACCUAGCGGUUCCAGGAGUCGAGUCACCCAAGAUGAUGCAUGACUUUGGGGUAUCAAGGAACCAUACCAUUAUCAUGGACCUGCCGCUGUCGUUGGAUACCAUGAACCUGAUUCGCGGUGUUCCAAGCUUGUCGUACGAUUCGGCCGGGAGGUCACGCUUCGGAGUCUUCCCACGACACCAGCCGCACGCGGUUCAAUGGUUCGAGACUAACCCUUGCACCAUUUUUCACACCGCUAACUGCUGGGACUCGAUUUCAUCGGAGACAGAUGUCAAUGGUCCUAGUGUGUCGGUCAAUCUCGUGGCCUGUCGGCUCACUUCCGCAUCCAUGGUUUUCAGCGCCGGCAAUCUUCCCACGCCAGAGAUGAAGCCAGUGCCUCCCGAGUACGCUGAGGAGGAGCAGUGCCGAUUGUACUACUACAACUUCCCACUGUCGGCCGUCGCCGGAAUCCAAUACAAUAUCAGACACCAGUGGGCUUUAUCGGCCAUUUCCUUGGAGUUCCCAUCUGUUGCACCGGCGUACUCAAUGCAGGAGGCUCGAUACGUUUACGGAUGCUCCACCGGCGAGGCAUCUUAUACAGUUGCCCUUGGCAAAGCUGCAAAGAUCGACCACUUGGCCAAGUUUGACGUUCGAACAUUGAUAGCACGAGGCGUCGCACAACCACCACAGCCAGUCAAAGGCUGUGUAGAUACACGUAGCAUUGCCCAGGUCAUAGAGAGCCAGGAUCCGCAAGACCCUAUCAAGCUCUUCCGAAUGCCCGUCGGAUGGUAUGCGCAAGAGCCAAGGUUUGUACCUCGGCGUGAACUAGACUCCGAGGACGACGGAUGGCUGUUGACAUACGUGUUCAAUGAAGAUCAGCUCGACGAACAUGGUGAAUGUGUGCGCGAUGCUGCGAGCGAGUUGUGGAUAAUUGACGCGAAAGAGAUGAAGGAGGUCGUGGCUCGGAUCAAAUUGCCGCAGCGCGUACCGUACGGAUUGCAUGGAACCUGGUUUAGCGAAGAGGAGAUUGAUGAGCAGAAGCCAUUUGAGAGAGUAAGGACUUUGGCUUCGUGAAGAAGAGCAUAGCAAAUUGCGUCUGAGGUUGGUUGAAGGGAUACUGGGCCUGUCUAAUUAUUAGCUGGUGGGAAAUUUCCUUCAUGAUACCAUGUCUUUUCUAGCGAGCAGGGAAGGAAGUAAUGGCGCGUGUGUGUAGAUAAUGGGAACUCUGGUUCAACUGCAUGAUGAACAAAAUAUGCGCGAGAUAGUCGACCUGACGAGAAACGGUUUUCAUAAUCAUCGCGCGACGGCCCUCCGUCUUUGUCUGCAACGUGUCGUGUCCCAGUCUGACCAA